Messenger RNA from Colletotrichum karsti, 1086 nucleotides. RefSeq names its product aldo/keto reductase. The transcript is spliced from 4 exons. NCBI's taxonomy places the organism in Eukaryota, Fungi, Ascomycota, Sordariomycetes, Glomerellales, Glomerellaceae. The record is from RefSeq and is a predicted model, not a curated record. Bases 1 to 1086 code for a protein of 361 amino acids.
AUGGCGUCAAAGCAACUUCCCACGCGUCUCAAGGAGUCGGUCGAGAACACCAAAGUCGAGUACCGCCAACUUGGAAAGUCCGGACUUCGUGUUUCAGUUCCCAUCUUUGGCUGCAUGAGCUUUGGCGACCCGCGAACAAUUCCAUGGGCUCUUGGAGAGGAAGACGCCCUGCCCUUGCUGAAAGCCGCCUAUGAUCGAGGACUCAACACUUGGGAUACAGCCAACGUGUAUUCCAAUGGCGCUUCGGAGGUCACCAUUGCGAAGGCCCUGAAGAAGUACAACAUUCCCCGAGAGAAGGUUGUCAUUCUGACGAAGUGCUUCUUUGCGGUCGGUGAAGAACCAGAGGCGCGUCAGUUCAACUUUCGCGAUGAGUUCAACACAGCCAAAGACUACCAGAACCAAUUCGGUCUCUCGCGAGCGGCGAUCUUUAACCAGGUUGAGGCCUCGUUGAAACGGCUCGAUACCCCUUAUAUCGACCUCCUCCAAAUCCACCGCUUCGAUCCCCGAACGCCCAUCGAGGAAACCAUGAAGGCACUACACGAUCUGGUGCAGUCCGGAAAGGUGCGGUAUAUUGGAGCAAGUAGUAUGUGGGGAACACAAUUCGCCCAGAUGCAGUUCGUUGCAGAAAAGAAUGGCUGGACCAAGUUCGUCAGCAUGCAGAACCACUAUAACCUCCUGUAUCGGGAGGAAGAGAGAGAGAUGAACCGGUUCUGUAACGACACCGGGGUCGGCCUCAUUCCGUGGGCUCCGCUGUGUCGCGGCCAUCUCGCCCGACCCCCUGCUGACUUUGGCUCUACCUCGCGCAGCAAGGGUGAGAAGGAAGGUCAACCCGGAUCUCACGGGACCGUGGAGCCGGACAUCAGCAUCAUCAAGAGAGUUAUUGAGAUCUCAGAGAAGCGCAACUGGCCCAUGGCGCACGUGGCUCUUGCGUGGAUCAACAAGCGGGUUACCAGCCCCAUCAUUGGCUUCAGCAGCGUCGAGAGAAUCGAUCAGGCAAUGACGGCCGACGGCAAGGUUCUCACCGAGGAGGAGGAGAAGCAUCUUGAAGAACUGUACAAGCCCAAGGCCAUCACUGGGCACAUGUAA